Molecule: messenger RNA, 339 nt
Organism: Symbiodinium necroappetens
Lineage: Eukaryota; Dinophyceae; Suessiales; Symbiodiniaceae
Source: the annotation of a GenBank genome assembly
GAUCUUAUCCAUCGUGGGGGCGAGGAUGUACACAUAGUGCUCUCCACGUACUGGCGCCGGUUCACGGACUACAUUACCUACGUGCUGUCGAGGUACGGCAUCUCUGAGGGCCGCGUGCUGGGUCGUACGCCGGGCCAGGGCCACCUCGCCGGCAGCUGUGCAGACGACAAGGUGUACGAGAGCAGGAGUGAAGAGAUCUGCCACUGGUUGCAGGAGCACCCAGAAGUUUCGGGCUAUGUCAUCCUGGAUGAUCGCGACACUGCGGGCCAGGGCAUGCUGAAGCCGCACUUCGUGCAUUGCAGGAGCGAUUUGGGCCUGACCCCCGAAGAUGUGGAGAAG